This is a messenger RNA of Austrofundulus limnaeus, 1147 nucleotides long. RefSeq lists its product as uncharacterized. The record is from RefSeq and is a predicted model, not a curated record. The coding region runs from base 71 to 1039 and encodes 322 amino acids. NCBI's taxonomy places the organism in Eukaryota, Metazoa, Chordata, Actinopteri, Cyprinodontiformes, Rivulidae. The transcript has 8 exons.
GUCAGGUGGUCUCUGUCCUCAGGUCAGGUGGUCUCUGUCCUCAGGUCAGGUGGUCUCUGUCUCAGUACAGAUGGACUCUGUCCUCAGUACAGGUGGACUCUGUCCUCAGUACAGGUGGUCUCUUUCCUCAGUACAGGUGGUCUCUGUCCUCAGGUCAGGUGGUCUCUGUCCUCAGUACAGGUGGACUCUGUCCUCAGUACAGGUGGUCUCUGUCCUCAGGUCAGGUGGUCUCUGUCCUCAGGUCAGGUGGUCUCUGUCUCAGUACAGAUGGACUCUGUCCUCAGGUCAGGUGGACUCUGUCCUCAGUACAGGUGGACUCUGUCCUCAGUACAGGUGGACUCUGUCCUCAGUACAGGUGGACUCUGUCCUCAGGUCAGGUGGUCUCUGUCCUCAGGUAAGGUGGUCUCUGUCUCAGUACAGGUGGUCUCUGUCUCAGUACAGGUGGACUCUGUCUCAGGACAGGUGGUCUCUGUCCUCAGGUCAGGUGGUCUCUGUCCUCAGGUCAGGUGGUCUCUGUCUCAGUACAGGUGGUCUCUGUCUCAGUACAGGUGGUCUCUGUCCUCAGGUCAGGUGGUCUCUGUCCUCAGGUCAGGUGGUCUCUGUCCUCAGUACAGGUGGUCUGUCCUCAGUACAGGUGGUCUCUGUCCUCAGGUCAGGUGGUCUCUGUCCUCAGGUACAGGUGGUCUCUGUCCUCAGUACAGGUGGACUCUGUCUCAGUACAGGUGGACUCUGUCCUCAGUACAGGUGGACUCUGUCCUCAGUACAGGUGGACUCUGUCCUCAGUACAGGUGGACUCUGUCCUCAGUACAGGUGGACUCUGUCCUCAGUACAGGUGGUCUCUUUCCUCAGUACAGGUGGUCUCUGUCAUCAGGUCAGGUGGACUCUGUCCUCAGUACAGGUGGACUCUGUCCUCAGUACAGGUGGACUCUGUCCUCAGUACAGGUGGUCUCUUUCCUCAGUACAGGUGGUCUCUGUCCUCAGGUCAGGUGGUCUCUGUCUCAGUACAGGUGGACUCUGUCCUCAGGUCAGGUGGUCUUAGGUGGACUCUGUCCUCAGUACAGGUGGUCUCUUUCCUCAGUACAGGUGGUCUCUGUCCUCAGGUCAGGUGGUCUCUGUCCUCAGGUCAGGUGGUCUCUGUCUCAGUACA